Ostrinia nubilalis (European corn borer) is the source of this 1325-nucleotide messenger RNA. Its product is annotated as odorant receptor 4-like. Gene Ontology annotation, biological process: detection of chemical stimulus involved in sensory perception of smell; sensory perception of smell. Gene Ontology annotation, cellular component: plasma membrane. The transcript is spliced from 12 exons. Gene Ontology annotation, molecular function: odorant binding; olfactory receptor activity. The coding region runs from base 1 to 1305 and encodes 434 amino acids. Lineage: Eukaryota; Metazoa; Arthropoda; Insecta; Lepidoptera; Crambidae. The record is from RefSeq and is a predicted model, not a curated record.
AUGACGUCUACACAAGGAAAUAGAGUUUACUCUCGUAGUGAUUACGAUGAAACAUACAAACUCAUCAUCACAAAUAUCUUGGCCAAAGUAGGAAUCCGUAUGACAAGAAAGGACUCGAAAUAUGCCAGGCUCGGUUGGAACAUUUUCUUCUGUUUCGGAUUCGGGAACAUGGUGGUAACUCUGUUCCUGGACCUGGUGACCUUCCAGGAUGUGGUCAGGAGUGGUGUCGGGGAAGACGGGUACAUAGUGUUCAUGAUGCUGCCCUGUAUGGGAUACAUGGCCUUAGCAAUGUUAAAGACGUACAAGAUGGUAUACAAGCGAGACGUGUUUGAGAACUUGAUUUCUGAGCUCCGGGAGAUGUGGCCUGAAGGGCUUGUGACGGAGGAGGAGCAUACCAUCAUCAGCAGAGCUCUCAAAGAACUGAACAUUAUCGUUAAAGGGUACUACUGGUGCAACCUAGGCCUUGGGGUGAGCUUCAUGGCCCCCUCAUUCGUAGUGGCUAUCAGGCGCAUUUUCGGAGCUGACAUCCCUCCAAGCUUGCCUUAUUUCUACUGGCUUCCAUAUGACCAGUCCCAGCCGGUUGCCUACGAGUUCACUCUGGUCAUGAACACUUAUCAUACUCUGUUAACGCUGUGGUACAUGCUUGCUGGUGAUCUUCUGUUCUGCGUAUUUCUUAGCCACAUCACCACCCAGUUUGAUUUGAUGAGCGUCCGAAUCACGAGGCUGUUCCAAGUACCGGUAGACCAGCAGCUCAUACCUGAAUAUCCGUUAGGACAGCAAAUUAAAGAUUUUCCGGAAAAUGGACACCUUCUUCGACUAAGUAACAAUGAAAUUAAUUCUAAGCAAGAAAAUGAGCUAAAGAAAAUUAUAGUGCGACAUAAUGCAUUGAUCAGAUUAUCUGGAGAUGUCGAGGAUUUAUUUAGCUUUGCCAUAUUCAUAAACUUCUUCAACAGCUCUAUUAUUAUCUGUUUCUGUGGAUUUUGCUGUGUUAUGAUUGAAAAGUGGAACUCGUUGAUGUACAAGACGUUUCUAGCUACCUCCCUUUCCCAGACGUGGCUUUUGUGCUGGCAUGGUCAGAAACUAUUAGAAUCUAGUGAAAGAGUGGCAGAUGCUUUGUAUAAUAGUGGAUGGUAUACCGCAGCUAAUGGAAUAAAGAAGUCUAUUCUAAUAAUGAUUCACAGAUCUCAGAAAAACGUUUACGUUACAACUUAUGGAUUCUCAAUUAUUUGUUUAGCAAGCUACACCACUAUUAUCAAAACUGCUUGGUCGUACUUCACGCUUCUUCUCAAUACUUAUAACCCAUAGACAGAGUUAAGCAAAUGUUC